Messenger RNA from Helicoverpa armigera (cotton bollworm), 5240 nucleotides. RefSeq names its product leucine-rich repeat-containing protein 10. The record is from RefSeq and is a predicted model, not a curated record. Gene Ontology annotation, molecular function: protein binding. NCBI's taxonomy places the organism in Eukaryota, Metazoa, Arthropoda, Insecta, Lepidoptera, Noctuidae. The transcript has 6 exons. The coding region runs from base 182 to 1294 and encodes 370 amino acids.
AUUAUGUUUUUAUUCUUUCUCUCUCUUACAACAGGAACUGUGUAUAAACGUCUCACUCUUAUGUUUCGCAUGUAGAUCCAGAUGUUUAUUUAUCAUAAUAAUCUCGCGACCCAGACACAUCUGUCACAUUCACAACAAAUUCAAAAACGCAAUAGAAAUGUAACCAAAAAUAUAUACUAAAAUGAGUGCAAUAUUAAAAUUUAUCCGUGAAAACCAUAUACUGGCCCUUAUCGAACAGGCCAUAGCAAAAAAGAAGUCCCGGCUGAGUUUGAACGCGUUUGAAAUCAUCGAAAUACCCGAUUUGCUUUACACCUGCUCUGAUGUGGAACAUCUUUACUUGCAUAGAAACAAAAUUACAGUGGUCCCGGUGGAAAUAACACAGCUAGUGAACCUCACGACGCUAACUCUAGACUACAAUAACAUCACACAGCUGCCGCCGGAGAUCGGUCAUUUAAAAAACCUGGUGAAUUUAAACAUAAGUUACAAUCCUUUGAAAGUGUUAAUUCCUGAAAUUGGUGAGCUCGAAAACCUUGAGGCUUUCUGGUGCAACAGGAUAGGGCUGCGGGAGAUACCGAAGGAAAUAGGGAAGUUGGAGAAACUCGACACUUUUGGCGCGCGAGGCAAUGAAAUUAUUGCGCUACCUGAAGAGAUAACAAAGUUAUCUAAGCUAAGAUGGUUGACCCUAGAGAACAAUCUAAUAGAGAGGCUGCCGCGCAGUAUGGACAAAAUGGAGGCUCUAGUGCACUGCAACUUACGAAACAACAAAGUCAAGGAGUUCCCGCUUUCCAUACUUAAGUGCCCAGAUCUCAUGUUUCUGCAGCUAAAUAAUAAUCAGAUAUCGUAUCUCCCAUCAGAGUUCGACACUUGUUACCUUUCAGUUCUGGAGAUGAUCGAUCUUCGGCUCAAUCCUAUCUGCGAAUUGGCGCAUCCUGAACAUCCCCUAGUGCGUUACGCGGAAGAGCUCCCCGCCACAGACAGCACGCUAGUAGACCUGUCUUCUCAACCUUCGAGCAGCAGCCGACAUGGGGCCCAAGCGCUGGCCAUCAACGCGACCGCUCUCAGACUGCCCGCGGUACCGCCUAAUAGACAUAAUGAACCUAUGGUUAUUGAAAUGGACUUAGACGCGUCCUCAGUGGAAUCUUCAGAAGAUUGGGAGAACAGUGUGAACAGCUCCGAACUGGAUGUUCAGUACCAAAGUGAUGAGGAACGCGCCGAAAAUGAGAUCGCACAAUUCUUUCAGGCCGUUGGCAUGGUAUUGCCAGAGCUAUCCCGCUACGCGUCCACCGCCAGCUGAAUCUCUAACGACUGAACAAUAUCCAAUAUGGCGUCGCACUGGCCGUCGGCCAUCUUGGAUCCGUAAGUUAAAAUGCAUACAGAUUUUGAAAUUUUUCAAUUCUUCUCUGUUCUUUUGUUAAUAUUGUUUCUCAUUUGGAGUAUGACUUUUGAGCAUGAUUUUGAAUAACGGAAAGUUAGAAUUUGAUUUCGAUUUUGCGGGAAUGGAACCAAAUUUAUAAUUAUUGAUUGAUUUCUAAGAUUUUUAUAAGUUUUUCACAGCUUAUAGAUACUUUUACCUUUAAGACUGUUCUCAAAUAUAAGAGCUUUUGUGUAUAAUUUUGGAAACGAAAUUCAGUAUUACUAAAUAAUAUGACUACUUAAACAUAUUUUUUGUUUAAAAUCGAUUCAAAAGUAGUGCACAAUAGGUAUCCAAUAAGAUCAAAAUUGUAUGGGAUCCUAUCAAAACCUUAUUUGUUAAUGUGAACUUAUUUUGGAACCGUUCAAAAUAAAUUGAACCUUCGUGCCACGGUGAACUGAACUACCGUUGAACUGUGUUGGGUUCAAAAUUAGUUGGCAGUAAAGGCUUCAAUAGGUUUUCAGUAGAAUGGUAUUUCAUAUAUUAUAAGAGAUAAAAAAAAAAUAUUCCGUUUCUAAAGCUCUGUAGUUCUGGGAAUUAUAUUAAAAAAAUAUAUAUUCGUUUUCAUUCUCAAUAAUAUUGUAGAAAAUGUGCAUUAUCCAUAACUUAUAUAUUACAUACAAGAAUGAUACAUAGAAGAUUAAUUCUCUUCAAACACAAGCUAGAUCAUUAUCUAAAUAAAGCUAUUUCUUGAAAAAAAAAUUAAGCUAAUUACAGACUUACAAUUUCUCAGAAUAAAACUUUUUUUAUAAAUAGUUAUUUUCCGUCAAGCACAAAAUAAAGCAAUUAAACAUGAAAUAUAUUUUGCAAAAUAUGUUGCUUUAAGAGAACAUUGUUUAUAUAAAAAUAUAUUUUUGUAUUUUAUAUUCUGUUUUGUAUUAUUAUCAGCCUAGAUUUCUGAAAUUCGAUUUAAAUUGCAUUAAAAUCAAAUGUUGGUUGGUUGCUAAUAUUUUUAAUCAACCUCUAAAAUAAUAUUUUGUAUCGCAAGUAUAAUAAUUCGUGUUUCAGAAAUUAAGGAUAAGUCUUUUUUUAAAGUCUGUGAAUUAUGAAGUCAAUUAUUUACUUUGUUUUUAUUUAUAUGGCUAUGUAAAAUCUUCAUUUACUUUCAUUUUCAAUUGUAAAUAUGUUUACAAAAAUUGCGCCAUUUUUUUAUAAGAUACAUUUGUCAUGACCAUGUCACCAAUUAAGAGGCAAAUGGAGUAUGUUUGUUCUUAUAACUAACUUAUAUUAAUAUACAAUGUGUUUGGAAUUAAACCACGAUAUAUAUGUAUAUAAAAAAUACAAAACUACAUAUAUAACAAAAAAAUACUCUUGGUUUUAAAUAAGUGAAAAAAAUUGAGUUUCAUAUCUUUUUCGCACUGAUAUAUAAUCAAAAUAAUGUACCUUUUAUAGGACUUUUGUACUUUCAUCUGUCGAAUGUCAUAUAACUAAUUUGUUACCGGAUAAUAUGAUAUUUGAAGAUCUAUCUAAAAAAAGUGGAUUAAAAUAUGGCCUAUCCACGAAAAAUAUUUUUGGCAUUAUUUUUAAAUUUUACAUUAAUUUCUAAUUUUUGUGUGAACAUUACAUGAAGGUUGUACUACAUUAUUUUAGUUUUUGGUUCCUACUAUUAAGUUAAUUUUGUCAUUAAAAAUGAUAUUAAAUGUGUCAAAAGGGUUUGGGAUUUAAUGUUAAAAGAAAUUGUAAAGAAUAAUUAUAAGUUUAAAAACAAAAUUGUUAAGUUUUAGUUUUAUAAAACAUUAUUUUAAAUCAUCGGGACUUAUUUUGUUUGGUUGGCUAAAUACUUUAUUUGAAAAGUAUAAUUAUGAUCUAAUAAUUGGCUCCGUGCCCUCUUAAAGCCAAUGUUAGGUCUUUACUUUUUUAAUGUCAUUUCUGAACAGUUUGCAAACAAAAGAGUUUGUAACACAUCUAUAGAGUAACUUUUUAUUAUAUAUACAUUACCCCGACUUUACACUUGUAAGAAAUUACCAUAAGCGGCUUACGAACGAGUUUUACAUAUGUAAAUCUGUCAUAAGUUAAUUACGUGAUCAAAACUUACAAGUGUAAAGCCGGCUUUUCGUAAGCAUUUUAAAGACCAUUAACAUUUCUAUUCAUGUUUCAAUCUAUUUGUACUUGUACAUAUCGUAUACUGCCACAAAAUGGUGCUAUAUAAACCAUUUACAUUAAUGUCAUUUAAACAUUUUUCGAAUUACCAUAUUAAGGCCAAUUUUCUUGAUACUUGAGUUCUUUUCUAAUAUUUUUGAAAUUCAUUAUUAUUAAUUAGUGGUAUCAUCCCAUUAUAUUAUAAGCGGACAAGUAUGUAUGGUUGUCACGCUACUAUUGAAUGGAUUUUGAUAAAACUUGGCAGUAAUAAAUAGGCAUAUAGGCUACUUUUUAUCUGGGUGAAGGAAGUUCUGCCCUCAGAAAGCGGGUGAAACCGCAGUCGGAAACUUGUAAUUCUUUGCUUGAAAAAGUUGUGCCCCUUUAACAAGCAAAGACUUGAAUAUUAUAUUAGUAAUCAAAUAAAUAAAAAUGGUAGUUAAAAAACGACCAAAUCAAAUCAAUCAAUUGUGAUAGUCACAAGUUGGAAAAAAGGGGAAGUUAUGUAAGCUGACAGGCAAUAAAUCACUUGAAAUUAUAUUGGGUUAAAAUACUUGGUAAUCGGUAGGAGAAAUUCGGUAAUCGUAAGAAUACUAGAAAUCGUAUGAGGGAAUUAGGACGUAUAGAUAUGUGAAAGGCAUGAAUGUAUGCCUUAUGCGAGUCAAUCUACAAAAUCAUGAAAUUGUGAAGAUUUUUGUAAUCUAAGAAAAGAACUCAAGGAUUAAGAAUUUGUACUUUUUCAUUAUACUAUACAACCUUUGUGGUUCUGUACCAAUAUUCAUAUUAAUUGUAUAACAAUGUAUACGUAUUAAUUAGACUACAUAUUUCAAAUUAUCAAUACAUGUAUUUAACCGAAAUUAUUAAAAUACAAAAUCAUGUAACAGUAGACGUAAUAUUUUCAAAAUGUAAUAUUUCAGUCAAAAUUUAGUUUACUAAGAAGACUGUAAGGGUCAUGGCACACAUGAACGGCACAGCUCCAACCCAGCGAUUAAUUUGAUCCUUAAAUCCUAUCUCAUAUAAAUCAUUUUAUAACGUCAAUAUAAUAGCCAACGGUGGUUUGACAGCGGGCUACCUUUUUUUUUUAACGACGUCAAAAAUCAUCAAAUGACCCCUCCCGCUGUGGGUUAGCAGCGGUGAGGGAGUGUCAGACUUACUGACUAAAAACCGUCGUGUUCCGUCAUAGGCCUUUUAUGUACCAGGGCCGCGGUAUCUCUUUCGAACAACCCGCAGCAUAGCGGGCUACCUAACAACAGCUUCGCUCUUUGGCGUGACGUUCAUAUGUGCCAUGACCUUUAGCCAGCCCAAAAUGGCGGAACUCAGUCUGUUUAAAAAGACAUGCCAAUAUAUCGAGGCCACAAUAAACUUAAGGCACAUUUACACAGAGCGAAUUUUUGUUUCGAACCAUAGACAUACAAAAUGGAUAGAGCGUUCAAUAAAAUACAGCCGGAUUUUUUUCAGUUAUUUAUAUGGUUGCCUUUUCAAAGCGAUAAUCAAUGAAAAAAAACUUUUGGUUCUCUAAAAUGAAUAAUAAUUUCUCUGAAAUUCUCUCUGUGUAAAUGUAGUUACACACAGGGCGUUCCAUAGCCAUGGGAGGCUCUGAAUACAGGGUGUCUCAUAGUCAUGGGAAGUUUUGUAUUAUGUAGUUAUACUAACGUAGCUUGGCCCUAUAAGGUUACAAGUCUUGGUUGUAAAUAUAUGCUCAUGAUUACGAAUGUAAACAUCUCUUUAUGGUAAUAAAAACACUUUAAAAUGU